Molecule: messenger RNA, 1539 nt
Organism: Trichomycterus rosablanca
Lineage: Eukaryota; Metazoa; Chordata; Actinopteri; Siluriformes; Trichomycteridae
Gene: uevld
Product: UEV and lactate/malate dehyrogenase domains
Exons: 12
Coding region: 1-1422 (473 amino acids)
Biological process (GO): pyruvate metabolic process; protein transport; protein modification process
Molecular function (GO): L-lactate dehydrogenase (NAD+) activity
Source: RefSeq, a predicted model, not a curated record
AUGAACCUGAAUCACGAGUCGGUUAAAAAGAUCCUCUCUAAGUACAAGUUUCGCGAUGUCGCUAUUGAGGAACUACAGAAAGUUUACCGAAUGUAUCCUGAUAUGAAAGCUGUAGCUGAUACUUACACAUACAGUGACAGUUCACAAAAGGAUCUACUGAAACUGGUGGGCAACGUUCCAGUUAAAUACCAAGGUCAGUCCUACAAUUUGCCCAUUCAGUUGUGGCUGUUGGAUUCGUUUCCUUUUACACCACCUAUAUGCCUGCUUCGCCCUACUGCCAGCAUGGUGAUUAGAGAGGGCAAGCACGUGGAUGCCAAGGGCCGAAUCCACCUGCCUGCACUGCACAACUGGGACCAUCCCAAGUCCUCUGUAAUUGCACUGCUGGAAGAGAUGAUUGCUAAGUUUGAAAAUGAUCCACCUCUGGGCAUGAAAUAUACAGUAGAUGGGAAUGACCCCAAUGAGCUGCUUGCACAAGUAAACUCUCAUCUAAAUAUCACUGAAGGUGGAGUUCGACAUGAUCAGAAAGUAAAUAAGGUGUCAGUGAUUGGAGGAGGUGAUCUGGGAGUGGCUGCUGUGUUGAGUAUUUCAGCAAAAGGUGGUGCAGACAAAAUUGUUUUGAUUGACAUAACGGAGAGUUCAACCAAAGGCGGUACAAUGGACUUGGAGAUUUUCAAUUUGCCAAAUGUGGAAGUCUCAAAAGAUCUGUCAGCAUCAGCAGGCUCCAAAGUGUUGGUGGUCACUGCAAAUGCAUGGAGUAAUGAUCAGUCAUAUGUGAGUGUGGUGCAGACUAACGUGGAUCUGUACAGAAGAAUUAUCCCCAGCCUGGCACGCCUCAGUCCCAACGCAGUGCUGCUCAUCGCCUCUCAGCCUGUGGACAUAAUGACCCAUGUGGCAUGGAGACAGAGUGGCCUGCCACCGACACACGUGAUUGGUGCAGGUUGUAACCUGGAAUCUGAGAGGCUCACUCACAUCAUUAACACUGCACUGCUGGCCAACAACAUAAACAAACAAGCAUGGGUUAUUGGAGAACUUUCCGACAACAAGGUUGCUGUAUGGAGUAAUGUAGGCCAUGGUGGGGACAAGCCCCAAGUGUUGGUUCCAGUGUCUAACUCCACAAGGCCACUAAUAGACAGGGGGUUAGAGUUGAUAAAGGGGAGAGGUCAGAGGUCGUGGUCAGUGGGACUGUCCAUCGCUGACAUCACACACACUAUCCUUACAGACCAGAGAAAAAUCCACUCCAUCACCACUCUGGCUCAGGGAUGGGGAGGCAUCGGUUCUGAGGUGUUUUUAAGUUUGCCCUGCGUGCUGGGAGCAAAUGGAUCCACCCGCCUGGCAGGAACGACUCUCAGCACUGAAGACGAUGCCAAACUCAGGGAAAGUGUCACAUCUCUUAGCAACUUCUUUAAGCAGCUCAAUAUAUAACCCAUUACCUCAAACAUUACACUCACAUUACCAGCGGAAAGAUUCAAAACAACAGUAGCAUCAUGGUGUUCAGAUCAUCCAGAUUCACAUUUUCACUAUAAAUUCUGCUUAAUCACA